Messenger RNA from Leptonychotes weddellii (Weddell seal), 2823 nucleotides. Lineage: Eukaryota; Metazoa; Chordata; Mammalia; Carnivora; Phocidae. The record is from RefSeq and is a predicted model, not a curated record.
GACUACAGUUGGAACCUGGAUCCUGCUGUGGCUUGCAGGCCUGGGGGCCAGUUCAGACAGGCCCAUGGAGGCUGGCAGCUCCCGGCCAGAUGCCACUUCCCAGUGGCCGCAAGAUGCUUCCUUCUCAGGAGAAACAGGAUACGGGUGGCCACAAAUUACCAAAAGUAAGGGCAGAGAAAAAAAUUCUUAAAAGUUCUAUGGCAACUGAACUGUAGAGAGAAGACUGAGACCAAAUCUCUGAGAUGAUGAGUCUACUUUACAUCCAGCCUCAUUCAGAGCGAAAAGCUCUCGCAGUGGCUUCAAGGCCCUAAUGACUUACCUCUCGGACUUCGUCUACUCUUGUUUCCCUGCUCGCUGUGCUCCAGAACAGCUCUCGUACCUCUGUCCUAAGGAGUGCCCGCACAUUGUCUUUCAAGCUGUGUCGGGGCCCCUGGCUGCGGCCACCGCUUCCAUCCUCACCAAUCCCAUGGAUGUCAUCCGCACCCGAGUGCAGGUUGAAGGCAAGAGCUCCAUCAUCCUGACCUUCAGACAGCUGAUGGCAGAAGAGGGGCCUUGGGGCCUCAUGAAAGGCCUCUCGGCCAGAAUCAUCUCAGCCACACCCUCCACCAUUGUCAUCGUGGUGGGCUACGAGAGCCUCAAGAAACUCAGCCUCAGACCUGAGCUGGUGGACUCAAGACAUUGGUAACCCGUGGAGGGGAGCGACCCCCGCUGUUUGCCACACUACUCUGGGGUGGGGGCAGCGUGGGGAGGGUAACACCCCCCCCUGUGUCCCCACCACAUCCGAAGCCCUGCCCUAGGCCGGUGACCUGUCUGGGACAGGGCAGAGACUCUGAACUGCUCUUGCUAAAGAGACUCCACACCUGGACCCCCUGCUCCCAUUAUUUUUUAUUUUCUUGCCAAACUGGGCUCCCUCGCUCAGUCUGGGUCCUCAGUCCUAUCCUAAGGAAACCCACCGUCCCCACCAGUUCCACCCCACCCAUCCCCUGCGAACCCUUCUUCUGGCUUCCCCUGCCAUCUGUGUCCCUGAGACCCUGACAAGAGCUGUACAUAGAGCUUGCUUAUUAUCACUGGUCUUCCUCCCGGGCUUUCAGCCCAGGUUCCAUCAGCUACCAUCAGCCCUUUCCUGCUUCAUCUCUCAGGCUUGCUUGUUUUUAUUUUGGGACUGAGCUGCCCACCAGACUGCUCUGCUUUUCCCUGCCACCGGGGGGGAGGGGGGCACGAUGCCAGGUACUUCUGCACAGGGAGUAGGAGCAGAAAAACCUCUGGUUCUCCAGAGCACUCGUCCUCUCUUUGGAGAGUUAUUAGGUCGGGGACAAAUGUUGAUACUCUUAUUUUGUGUGUGUAUUUUUUUAACAUCUGUGAACUAGGUACUGUCAGUCCUGCUGAAGCACCAGUCCUGCAGUCAGAGCCCACCCCUUUCUCAGACAGGUGGAAAAUGUGGCUUUUCCCUCAAUCCCAGUUACUUGUCCCUUCCACGUUCCUUCAGAGCCAGCAGCCCCCGGACGCACAGGCCCGGGAUGACUAGAGGGGCGGGCCCAGUUCUGAGUAGAUGAGGCUGCCUGGGCCUGCUGCCCCCAGGUGGAGAGAACAGCGGCUCCGGAGCAGCCCAGUGAAGCUUGGCCCUGGGCAGUGGGGCCGCCCGCGUCUACACCCCAGUCACUGGGACUCACGGACACACAGGUCUCACAGCGGGAAUCUCCGAGUCGUGGAACCACUGGUGUUUCUCUUUUCUUCAUCCCAGUCACGGGCCUCCGGAGGGAUUCUUGGGAGACAGUAAGGAGCGGGGCAGGAGGUCACCCGCACCAGGACCGCUGCACUUACCAGCCCGACACUGCCCAGCUGAUCUGGUGGCCGCCCAGCACUCCUGCCCCACGGCCCGGCCGCCACCAAGCCUGCGAUGCGGGUGCGGCGCCCCCGGGACAGAAGGCCUGUCAGGCCCUGCACUCGUACUGCACACGUGUGGCUGGAGGAGCCUUCCCGCCUCUCAUCGGUCCCAUCCCUGGGAAAGGCCACGGUGCCAACUUGAAAGGUGCUAGCUACCUGAGGCCUUGACACUUCUUACGGCUGCCCCCCCUUUCCGUCGCUUCUCCACCUUCGCCGCCACCACCGCCCGUCUGGGCCUCGAAUCUUCGAGGGUUAACCCCCUUCACCCACCUUCGGUUUUGUGUCCCCUCUCCUCCUUUGUCAGGUGUCCCCCAGUGUCUGUCCACUAAGGGUCAGCCCCCCCGGGGUGCACAGGUGACUCCGAACCCCCUGCCCCUCCGUCACCCACCUGCCCCAAGAGCCACCAACAGGAUCGAGGCCAGGGCCCCUCCGCUCUCCCCGCGCCUCAGUCCCACACCUCCUCCCUAGAGGCCCGUCUGCGGUCCGCCCCACGCGGGCCGUGUGGUGGCAGGAGGCGGUGUGCUGCCCCGCCAGUCUCAGGAGGGGGGGGUUCGUGCCCUCAGACCGCGCUCCCCGAGCUCCCCGCGCGGCGGGGUGCCGCACCCCCCUCCCGCCCUCUCCACCUCUCCCUCCCUCGCACGGCGCGCUCGCGGUCCGGAACAGGGAGCCCUGGCCCCCGCUCCCCCAUCCAGCACGUCAGGCGCCGGGGUCGGCCAGGGUUAUGCAGCGCCGGGGUGGGGAGCGGACCAAAGGCCACGUCAGCUGGACUUGGGGCUGAGCUGGUCCGUGGCCCGAACUGGACGGAACAUGGGACACCGGGCGGGCGGGCACGCAGGUACAGCUGGCGUUUGGUAGACUGGACUCCUGGGAACAUUAGCGGCGGACAUUCACUGUUGCACUGUACGAAGUCUCUGACGUGUGAGUAAAAGUUUUUAUUGA